GUUUAAUCAAACAAAUCAAAGCUAAACUCUGGUUGUGGGUUUGCCAGGGAGUCUGAUAGGGAAUAAAGGCUUCUAUUCUGCAACAAGAAUCUUUUGCUUUUUCUUUUCCAUGGCCUUCUCUUUAGACCUUCAAAAGAAGAAGCACAUGAAAUAACUGGCAAAAUAAUAAGUUUGUUGGGGUUUUUUUUUUUUCCUUAUUCUUGAGAGAAAAAAGAUGAAAGUAGUGGUCCAUAUCUGGUAUUUCCAGGUCACUUCGGUGUGAUUUAUGACUGCUACAAGUUUCUUUGAACCCGUGUCACUAAAUUGUCCUUGCCUGUGAAAAGAGACUAAUAUUUGUCAGCAGGAUUUGGACUCUCCUGGUUGACAUGUUUCUCAGUGUAUGGCUGUUGAGGUUUCUGGAUUUUGCGGAAGCUAUUUGGUUUGGUUUUUCAUCUUCCUAUUUGCUUUGAGGAUCGGAAAUCGGUCUUUGAUUGAGUUUUGACUAUGGUGAAAAUGUGAAAUGCAAGGAAACAUGCAAAAUCUGAACUGGCUUUUAAGGCAUUUUUGAAGAUUUUGUCUUCUAUGUGGAGGGUUCCUUUGGAGUUAGAGAAGAAGCAUCGGUGGGUAUGUCUUCAUUUGUAAGUCAUAAUCAUCUAUUAGCAAGUUUUAAUUGACUUUUUGCUACAGAAAUUAAGCACAAACUUGUGGUUUGGGUUUGCUGUCGUAUUCUUUUUUGAUUUUGAGAGGAAAAGAUAAGCAGUAUUUCAAGAUCACUUGGUGGUUUUAUUCGAUUAUGAGGUCCAAAGUGAAGCUGGUUUCCCUGGAGGAAUCUUGCAGAUAAUGCUCUUUUUCUAGUCCUCCAGAGCUCUGGAUAUCUUCUAUGCUUUGUUGUACUGGUUCUGUAUAUACAAUCAAUGGCAAAGACAUUCGAGCAUUCUGCAAUCUUAGUUUUCAUCAUCAUUUUGCUUUUAGUCGAACAUUCAGAGCAGCUACAAACCUCCCAGGGUCAGACCCUUCUAAGAAUUCAGCGGCUUCUUAACUAUCCAUAUAUUCUUAACGGUUGGAAUAGCACCACAGAUUUCUGCAAUACCGACCCAAAUUCAUCUGUUACUGUGGUUUGCUAUGGGGACAGCAUAACACAACUGCAUAUCAUUGGCAACAAAGGAUCCUCUAUGUUGCCUAGGAACUUUUCAAUUGAUUCAUUUGUGACUACACUUGUUAGCCUUCCAGACUUAAAAGUCCUGACACUGGCUUCCUUAGGUUUAUGGGGUCCACUGCCUGGUAAAAUUGCUCGGUUGUCAUCAUUGGAAAUACUGAACAUGAGUUCCAAUUUCCUAUAUGAUCCCAUUCCUGAAGAUCUUUCAUCACUAACUAGCCUCCAGACGCUCAUACUUGAUGAUAACAUGUUUUCUGGCGAGUUACCACAUUGGCUGGGUUUACUACCACUCUUGGCUGUUUUGAGUUUGAGGAAAAAUAUGUUCAAUGGGUCAUUGCCAAGUUCAUUUAGUGAUUUGGAAAAUCUUAGAGUUCUUGCACUUUCACAUAACUACUUCUAUGGAGAGGUGCCAGAUUUUAGCAGUUUGACAAAUCUUCAAGUGCUUGACUUGGAAGAUAAUGCUUUUGGACCCCAGUUUCCUCAGCUUGGAAACAAGUUAGUUACUCUUGUCCUGAGCAAGAACAAAUUCAGGGAUGGCCUCCCAGCUGAAGUGAGCUCAUAUUAUCAACUUCAACGUCUAGACCUCUCACACAAUAAAUUUGUGGGGCCAUUUCCACAAUAUUUGUUAUCUUUGCCUUCCAUAACUUAUCUAAAUGUUGCAGAUAAUAAGUUCACAGGAGUGCUUUUUGAAAAUCAAUCUUGCAGUGCUGACCUUGAAUUUGUGGAUGUGUCCUCAAAUCUUAUAAGUGGACACUUGCCUGAGUGCCUUCACUCAGAUUCUAAGGAAAAGAUCAUGUAUGCCGGGAACUGUCUAGCAACAAGGGAUCAAAGUCAACAUCCACUUUCCUUUUGUCGGAAUGAAGCAUUAGCCGUAGGAAUUUUGCCUCAGCACGAGAAAAGGAGACGAGAUUCUAAAAUUAUUGCAUUGGGUGCAAUUGGAGGGAUUGUUGGAGGAAUUGCAAUUGUUGUUUUGAUUUUCUUGGCUGUUAAAAAGUCCAAUGCCAGGAAGACAAUCAAGAGACCUACAACAAGACUAAUUUCAGAGAAUGCAUCAACUGGGUACCCUUCAAAGUUACUCUCAGAUGCAAGGUAUAUAUCUCAAACAAUGAAGUUGGGAGCACUUGGCAUUCCAGCUUACCGUUCCUUUUCUUUGGAGGAGCUUGAGGAGGCUACAAACAACUUCGACACAGCUACUUUCAUGGGUGAAGGCUCUCAAGGGCAGAUGUAUAAGGGCCGGCUUAAGAAUGGUUCCUAUGUUGCCAUUAGAUGCCUAAAAAUGAAAAGGAGUUACAGCACCCAAAACUUUAUGCACCAUAUAGAGCUGAUUUCAAAACUGAGGCAUCGAAAUUUGGUCAGUGCUCUCGGACACUGCUUUGAAUGUUACUUGGAUGAUUCAAGUGUCAGCAGAAUAUUUCUUGUAUUUGAAUAUGUGCCAAAUGGCACACUAAGGAGUUGGAUCUCAGAGAGACAUGCCAGACAAACACUUAAUUGGGCACAACGAAUAGCAGCUGCAAUAGGUGUAGCAAAAGGCAUCCAGUUUUUGCAUACAGGGAUAGUGCCAGGAAUACAUUCAAAUAAUCUGAAAAUAACAGAUGUUUUGCUGGAUCAGAACCUUGUUGCAAAAAUUAGUAGUUAUAACCUGCCCUUAUUAGCAGAGAACGCAGGAAAGGUUGUCCAUGGAGUUUCUUCUGGUGGAUCCAAAGAUCCUAGCUCCAGUUCAAGGACAAAUCAAGAAGAGAAGAUUGAUGUGUAUGACUUUGGAGUAAUGUUACUUGAAAUCAUUGCGGGAAGACCCCUGAACCACACGAAUGAAGUGGAUGUUUUAAAAGAUCAGUUACAAGUUGGCAUCACUAGCGACGAUGCUGCUAGAAGGAGCAUGGUUGAUCCAGCUGUUCAGAGGGGGUGUCCGGAUCAGUCAUUGAAGACAAUGAUGGAGGUCUGUGUAAGGUGCCUGCUUAAGAACCCAGCAGAUAGACCUUCAGUGGAGGAUGUGAUGUGGAACUUGCAGUUUGCAGCUCAAGUUCAGGAUGGAUGGCGGGGAGAUUCUAGCGAAGGCUCUCCAGUCUCACCUUCAAAUCCUCCACGACUACACCUUACGGUUCCUUAGCAGCACUGUUCAGGAAAUGACAGUUACCAGAAGAAAAGAAGUUAGAAUUUUGAAAAAUACCACUUAUACAGAGCUUUUCUUGCCAGUCUAUUCAUCCUUGGCAUGGGUAGAGUCACUCUGCCAUUAUCUAGUUGCUUAUCUCUUUACUUUGUGAUUAUCAAGGUAGUAAUUUUCUCUCAACGGCGAGUUUACCGUUCAGGAUUUAUGUAUACCAGUUUUCGAAGAAAGAAAAAAUGGCAAUCUGCCCGCAAAAAUGGCAGCUUUGAAUGAUGAUAAAUGGGUUGCAAAUCAUGUAUUUACAUGAUCUCUUCCUAAAUACUGUAAUAUGUUCUGCAUUUUAAAUUACAUUACACCCACUAGCGCACAUUACCCAUCA
Hevea brasiliensis (rubber tree) is the source of this 3618-nucleotide messenger RNA. RefSeq names its product probable inactive leucine-rich repeat receptor-like protein kinase At3g03770. Gene Ontology annotation, molecular function: protein kinase activity; ATP binding; protein binding. Lineage: Eukaryota; Viridiplantae; Streptophyta; Magnoliopsida; Malpighiales; Euphorbiaceae. Gene Ontology annotation, biological process: protein phosphorylation. Bases 894 to 3242 code for a protein of 782 amino acids. The record is from RefSeq and is a predicted model, not a curated record. The transcript is spliced from 9 exons.